CUUCCGCGGGCUGGUCUCUUCUCAACUCUGAUGUGCCACUCAGGGCUUCCUGAUAUUUCCUCUCCUUCUCGGCUCCUUUGUUUAUACCAGCCCACCUCACAUCUGAUUGUAAUGGGGACUGUCUACACAAACACUUUAGUUCAAAGAUUUCGUUGCCUGGUGAUCGUGUUUGUGUUGCACAAUUAAUUAAACCUCCAAGAGGCUAAUCGAUUAACCUUUGAGGCUUUGAAACCGUCAGAGUGGUGGAAUAUCAGAAGACUGAGAACAUUGUUCCUUCCUCACACUCUGCUGCUCUGUUGCCAGAGAAUCCCAAUCUACACUCAAAGCUUCUUUGGUUAAGUGCAAGGAGGUAAGUUUGCAUUUUCUCAAGGAAAAGGCAAAAGUGGUAGCAGGUGGCAUUUACCGUCAUGGAGACCAGGGAUCAUAACAACCCCCAGGACGGACCCACGUCCUCCAGCGGUAGAAAGGCUACAGUGGAAGACAAUCACCUGCUGAUUAAAGCUGUUCAAACCGAAGAUGUUGACCGGGUCCAGCAAUUGCUGGAAGGUGGGGCCAACGUUAAUUUUCAGGAAGAGGAAGGGGGUUGGACACCUCUGCAUAACGCAGUACAAAUGAACAGGGAGGACAUUGUGGAACUUCUGCUUCGUUAUGAUGCCGACCCUGUUCUGAGGAAGAAGAAUGGGGCCACGCCUUUCAUCCUCGCAGCGAUUGCGGGGAACGUGAAGCUGCUGGAACUUUUCCUUUCUAAAGGAGCAGAUGUCAAUGAGUGUGAUUUUUAUGGCUUCACAGCCUUCAUGGAAGCCGCUGUGUAUGGUAAUGUCAAAGCCCUAAAAUUCCUUUAUGAGAGAGGAGCAAAUGUGAAUUUGAGGCGAAAGACAAAGGAAGAUCAACAGCGGCUGAGGAAAGGAGGAGCCACAGCUCUCAUGGAUGCUGCCAAAGAAGGACACGUAGAGGUCUUGAAGAUUCUCCUUGAUGAGAUGGGGGCAGAUGUCAAUGCCUGUGACAAUAUGGGCAGAAAUGCCUUGAUCCAUGCUCUCCUGAGCUCUCACAAUAAGGAUGUGGAGGAUAUUACGCAUCUGCUGCUGGACCAUGGGGCUGAUGUCAAUGUGAGGGGAGAAAGAGGGAAGACGCCCUUGAUCCUGGCAGUGGAGAAGCAGCACUUGGGUUUGGUGCAGAGGCUUCUGGAGCAAGAGCACGUAGAGAUUAAUGACACAGACAGUGACGGCAAAACAGCACUGCUGCUUGCUGUUGAACUCAAACUGAAGAAAAUCGCCCAGUUGCUGUGCGACCGUGGAGCCAGUACAGAUUGUGGGGAUCUUGUUAUGAUAGCCAGGCGGAAUUAUGACAGUUCCCUUGUGAAGUUACUUCUCUCUCAUGGAGCCAAAGAACAUUUUCACCCUCCUGCUGAAGACUGGAAGCCUCAGAGCUCACACUGGGGGGCAGCCCUGAAGGAUCUCCACAGAAUAUACCGCCCUAUGAUUGGCAAACUUAAGUUCUUUAUUGAUGAAAAAUACAAAAUUGCUGAUACUUCAGAAGGAGGCAUCUACCUGGGGUUCUAUGAGAAGCAAGAAGUAGCUGUGAAGACGUUCUGUGAGGGCAGCCCACGUGCACGGCAGGAAGUCUCUUGUCUGCAAAGCAGCCGAGAGAACAGUCACUUGGUGACAUUCUAUGGGAGUGAGAGCCACAGGGGCCAUUUGUUUGUGUGUGUCACUCUCUGUGAGCAGACUCUGGAAGCGUGUUUGGAGGUGCACAGAGGGGAAGAUGUGGAAAAUGAGGAAGAUGAGUUUGCCCGAAAUGUCCUGUCAUCUAUAUUUAAGGCUGUUCAAGAAUUACACUUGUCCUGUGCAUACACCCACCAGGAUCUGCAACCACAAAACAUCUUAAUAGAUUCUAAGAAUGCUGUUCACCUGGCAGAUUUUGAUAAGAGCAUCAAGUGGACUGGAGAUCCACAGGAAGUCAAGAGAGAUCUAGAGGACCUUGGACGGCUGGUCCUCUAUGUGGUAAAGAAGGGAAGCAUCCCAUUUGAGGAGCUGAAGGCUCAAAGUAAUGAAGAGGUAGUUCAACUUUCUCCAGAUGAGGAAACUAAGGACCUCAUUCAUCAUCUCUUCCACCCUGGGGAACAUGUGAGGGACUGUCUGGGUGACUUGUUAGGUCAUCCCUUCUUUUGGACUUGGGAGAGCCGCUAUAGGACGCUUCGGAAUGUGGGAAAUGAAUCCGACAUCAAAACACGAAAACAUAAAAGUGAGAUCCUCAGACUACUGCAACCUGGGCCUUCUGAACAUUCCGUAAGUUUUGACAAGUGGACGACUAAGGUUAAUGAAGAUGUUAUGAAAAAAAUGAAUGAGUUUUAUAAAAAAACAGGCAAUUUCUACCAGAACACUGUGGGUGAUCUGCUAAAGUUCAUCCGGAAUUUGGGAGAACACAUUGAUGAAGAAAAGCAUAAAAAGAUGAAAUUAAAAAUUGGAGACCCUUCCCGGUAUUUUCAGAAGACAUUUCCAGAUCUGGUGAUCUAUGUCUAUACAAAACUACAGAACACAGAAUAUAGAAAGCAUUUCCCCCAAACCCACAGUUCAAACAAGCCUCUGUGUGAUGGAGCUGGUGGGGCCAGUAGGUUGGCCAGCCCUGGGUGCUGAUGGACUGAUUUGUUGGAGUUCAGGGAACUACUUGUUAGCUGUAGAGUCCUUGGCAAGUCACAACAUCCUGGGCCUUGUAACUCACCAGGUUGCUUGUGAGGGAUGAGUUGCAUAGCUGAUAUGUCAAUCCCUGGCAUUGUGUAUUCCCUAUGUCUAUAACAAAAGCAGUAUAUGCCCAGACUACACUAGUCCAUAAGCUUUACCCACUAACUGGGACGACAUUCUGCUAAGAUUCCUUUUGUCAAUUGCACCAAAAGAAUGAGUGCCUUGACCCCUAGUGCUGCAUAUGUUACAAUUCUCUCAUUUAAUUUUCCCAAUGAUCUUGCAAUACAGGGAUUAUCAUCCCCAUUUAAGAACUGAGGACCCUGAGACUCAGAGAGUGUGAGCUACUGGCCCAAGAUUAUUCAAUUUAUACCUAGCACUUUAUAAAUGGACAUGGUGUUAUUGGUACCUCUUAUUUGGGCACCUUAAAACUUAACUAUCGGCCGGGCGCGGUGGCUCAAGCCUGUAAUCCCAGCACUUUGGGAGGCCGAGAUGGGCGGAUCAUGAGGUCAGGAGAUGGAGACCAUCCUGGCUAACACGGUGAAAUCCCGUCUGUACUAAA
This is a messenger RNA of Piliocolobus tephrosceles (Ugandan red Colobus), 3237 nucleotides long. It is a transcript of the gene RNASEL, whose product is annotated as ribonuclease L. Gene Ontology annotation, molecular function: protein binding; RNA binding; ATP binding. The transcript has 7 exons. The coding region runs from base 408 to 2633 and encodes 741 amino acids. Lineage: Eukaryota; Metazoa; Chordata; Mammalia; Primates; Cercopithecidae. The record is from RefSeq and is a predicted model, not a curated record. Gene Ontology annotation, biological process: defense response to virus; protein phosphorylation; mRNA processing.